AUUUUAUAAAAAAUAUAAAUAUAAGUCCCUUGAAUUUCAUUCACCUCCGGCUCCGUCGCGGACACCGAAGAAACACCGCAAAAUUCCGUCCGAAGCCAAGAGCCCCACUCGCAAAAAGGGUAUUUAUUUUCUUUUCCCAUUCCAGUGCAAAACCUAAUAAAUCCUCUUCGAAUCCAAACCAAUCGUAACACAAAGAUUCUUCAAGUGCUACCAAUCUCUGCUGCGGCAACUUCAACCAUUUCCGAGAAUCAGGACAAUUUAUGCACCGUAGUUUGUCCUUUUGUUGGAGAACAUUGUCAAAACAUGGGUUCGCGGAAGGGUAAAGCUUCUGGUCGUGCAUCUUCAAUGAGUGUUGUGCCUUUGGCUGUUUCAAAUAAGGUGGAUGAGAUGGCACUGCCCCUCGAGGAUAUGAGUGCCGUUGAGACUGAUGUGGAUAUAGACCUCAGGGAACUAUACUUUUUAAUCAUGCACUUUUUGUCUGCUGGGCCAUUCCGGAGGACUUUUCUACAUUUCAAGGAGGAACUUUUGGAGCAUCAGCUUCUACCUAGACGAUAUCAUGCUUGGUUUUCAAGAAGUGGUGAGCCCAGUGGGGAUGAUGCUGAUGAAGAUGAUGAUGGCAUCUCUUUACCUUUAGAUUACAGAAAUUUAGUGGACAGGUAUCCUCACAUAACUAAGGAUCACUUGGUAAAGCUUCUGAAGCAAUUGAUGCUGAGUACGGUUCAUCCUUUGCAUGGAAAACAUGGAGGGAGUAGUCCUAAUGCAGCUGAUGUUCCUACAUUACUUGGAUAUGGUUCAUUUUCGCUUCUUGAUACUGAUAGAAAAGCAUCUGACAAGCUGGUAAAGCCCCCUCCACUUUACAUGCGUUGGCCACACAUGAAGGCUAAUCAGGUUCAGGGGCUAAGUUUAAGGGAGAUUGGAGGUGGUUUUACAAAACACCAUCGCGCUCCAUCCAUUCGCAGUGCAUGUUAUGCUAUUGCCAAACCAUCUACUAUGGUGCAAAAGAUGCAAAAUAUUAAAAAGCUAAGGGGGCACCGUGUGGCUGUCUAUUGUGCCAUAUUCGAUGGAUCAGGGCGAUAUGUUAUUAGUGGUUCCGAUGAUCGUCUUGUCAAGAUUUGGUCUAUGGAAACUGCAUUUUGCUUAGCUAGUUGCCGUGGACAUGAAGGUGAUAUUACUGACUUGGCUGUAAGCUCGAACAAUGCUUUGGUGGCAUCUGCUUCAAAUGAUUUUGUCAUUCGAGUUUGGCGCUUACCAGAUGGGAUGCCAAUAUCAGUUUUGCGGGGACAUACUGGAGCUGUUAAUACUAUUACGUUUAGUCCCACUGCUGUAUACCAGCUGCUGUCGUCAUCAGAUGAUGGAACUUGUAGAAUAUGGGAUGCCAGAAAUUCACACAAUCCAAGAAUAUAUGUACCUCGACCUCCAGAUGCUAUAAAUGGGAAGAGCAAUGCUCCACCAGCUAAUUUACCAUCCUCAAGUAAUGGUCAACAAAGCUAUCAAGUACUUUGUUGUGCAUAUAAUGCAAAUGGAACUGUUUUUGUCACUGGUAGCUCUGAUACUUUUGCCAGGGUGUGGAGUGCUUUGAAGCCCAACACUGAUGAUUCAGAACAACCAAUACAUGAGAUGGAUUUAUUAUCUGGUCAUGAGAAUGAUGUUAAUUAUGUACAGUUUAGUGGUUGCUCUGUGGCUUCAAAAAUUUUGACAUCUGACCCCUGGAAAGAAGAAAAUACACUUAAGUUCCGAAAUUUCUGGUAUUGUCAUGAUAACAUAGUUACCUGUUCUCGUGAUGGAAGUGCAAUUAUAUGGGUUCCCAGAUCACGUAGAUCUCAUGGAAAAGUAGGACGUUGGACUCGUGCAUAUCAUCUAAAAGUGCCACCACCACCAUUGCCUCCUCAACCUCCGCGAGGUGGUCCAAGGCAGAGGUUUCUACCUACACCUCGUGGUGUCAAUAUGAUUAUAUGGAGCCUGGACAAUCGUUUUGUACUUGCAGCUAUUAUGGAUUGCAGAAUAUGUGUUUGGAAUGCAGUUGAUGGCAGCUUAGUGCACUCUUUGACUGGUCAUACUGCAUCUUCUUAUGUUUUGGAUGUUCACCCUUUUAACCCUCGAAUAGCUAUGAGUGCUGGGUAUGAUGGACGAACCAUUGUGUGGGAUAUAUGGGAGGGCAUACCUAUUCGGACAUAUGAAAUUAGACGUUUUAAGUUGGUUGAUGGGAAGUUUUCUCCACAAACUGGUGCUAGAGGUAUUGUUAUCUCUGAAAAUUCCUCUUUAAUGGGGCCUAAUCUUGUAACAGAAGCACCUGAAGGUGAAGAUGACAGAAAAUUUAGUUCUCCACAGCUACUGCAUCCAUAUUCUGACAAGGGAAGUUAUGAUCACGUCCAUAAAAGGGGCAAAUCAUAUAAAGGGAAAGUCAAUCAAGAUGGUUUUGAUUGUGAUAUGGAAGAACAUACUUCAGUUUUCAGCAACCAACAUGAUUUAGGAAAUGGUUUGGCUGAUGUUAUAAGUGAUCCUAUUCGUCGAACACGAUCUAUAAGGAUGAAGACAACUUCUGAGGAGCCCAGCACUUCAAACAGAAGGAUUAAAAUUCGCGGGGUCCAAAGUUCCAGGGGCAAAUCUGAUCUGGAAGACACUUCUAUCAAAGUGUCUGAUCAACUCCAUCGAAGAACAAGGACUACCAGAAGCAGGCGUGGUGAAUAUUUUGCCAAUGACCCUGGUACUUUAACCCGAAGGAUGUCAAAUCACCAUGUCAAAAAAUUGUCAUGGCUGAUGCUCUCUGAGAUUGAAGGGGGUUACCGGUAUAUUCCUCAACUUGGUGAUGAAGUUGUGUACCUGAGACAGGGCCAUCAAGAAUACAUGGAGUCAUGUUCGUCAUCUGAAUCAGGUCCAUGGAGAUUAUUCACAGGACUAAGUGCUUGUGAAAUUUGCAAGGUUGAAGAGCUAGAGUAUGCGGAGCUCCCAGGCUCUGGGGAUAGCUGUUGUAAGCUUAAACUUAGAUUUGUGGACCCUUCUUCAAAUGUGUAUGGAAAAUCAUUUAAAUUAACUCUACCUGAAUUGAUUAACUUCCCUGAUUUUGUUGUUGAGAAAACAUGGUAUGAUACUGCCAUGAAGAGAAAUUGGUCUUCAAGAGAUAAAUGCAUGGUCUGGUGGAGAAAUGAAGAUGGGAAAGGUGGAAAUUGGUGGGAUGGUCGAAUUAUUUCAGUUCAGGCCAAAUCUCAUGACUUCCCUGACAGUCCCUGGGAAAGGUAUCUUAUCCAGUACAAGAUUGAUCCAUCAGAGAAUCAUAUGCAUAGUCCGUGGGAACUAUGUGAUCCCGAGAUUCUAUUGGAGCAUCCCCACAUUGAUCAUGAAAUCAGAGAUAAGCUGCUGUCCUAUUUCACUAAAUUAGACCACAGGGAGAAGUUUGAUAUCCAAGCACUGAACCACGUAGCUGAGAAAUUAGAGUUUUCAAACAGGUUUCCUGCACCAUUCUAUCCUGAAUUGAUUCAAUCAAGGUUGAGGAAUGACUACUAUCGAAGUGUGGAAGGUGUCAAGCAUGAUAUACUGGUAAUGUUAGCAAAUGCCGAAGACUUCUUUACAAUCACAAAAAAUGGUCAGCUGUUGAGCAACAUCAAGAGAAUAUCAGAAUGGUUUAGAAGGAAACUUGAAAGGAUAUAGAAAGCCCAAAUUGGGAUUUAUAGGUUUCUUCUAACAUUGUUUUUCAUUCUUUAAUCCAAUUUUGGAGAAUUAGUUGGUAUUUAAGUUGGUCUUAUAGAAUGGAGGCCAUAGGUGGUGGUAAAUAUCAGCUUUCACAUGUGUAUAUAUCUACUAACUCAUCCUUUUUAAUGCCAAGUAUCUUUAUGA
Messenger RNA from Cajanus cajan (pigeon pea), 3831 nucleotides. NCBI's taxonomy places the organism in Eukaryota, Viridiplantae, Streptophyta, Magnoliopsida, Fabales, Fabaceae. The record is from RefSeq and is a predicted model, not a curated record.